AAGGGCAAUUCCGACAUUUCCGUCUGCUGCCUCCUGAAUAAGUUCCGCCUUCCAAAUCAAACGUGCUUCCCUUUUCCUCGCCACAGAAAACCCUAAGGAGCUACAGACCCGCCGUCGCCGCCGAUUUGCAUUCUCUAACGUCCGUCGGAAAUGGCGGCCGCUACUCCUGCCUCCAGCUCGUCCACUGUGUGGAAACGCUCUUCUUUCUCUAAUUCGCCGAAGCUUCUUUCUAGAUUUACCGUCCCGUUCCCUCACAAUCCUCAGAAGCCCACAGCUGGCGUCAUUUCGCGACGCCGUCCGCUGCAAAUCUCAAAUGUGCUGUCUGCUCCCAGGGAACAAGUGCAUCCUGAGGAGGCGUUUGUUUCCCGAUUUGCCGCUGACGAACCUCGGAAGGGCUGCGACGUUUUAGUGGAGGCGCUUGAACGAGAAGGGGUCACCGACGUCUUUGCUUACCCCGGAGGCGCGUCUAUGGAGAUCCAUCAAGCGCUUACCCGCUCCAAAAUCAUCCGGAACGUGCUCCCGCGCCACGAGCAGGGAGGUGUCUUCGCUGCCGAGGGGUACGCCCGCGCUUCCGGUCUUCCCGGCGUCUGCAUCGCGACAUCUGGCCCUGGUGCCACCAAUUUGGUCUCUGGCCUCGCCGAUGCUCUUCUCGAUAGCGUACCGCUUGUGGCUAUCACAGGCCAGGUUCCCCGUCGUAUGAUCGGCACUGAUGCUUUCCAAGAAACCCCUAUUGUUGAGGUAACUAGGUCGAUUACCAAGCAUAAUUAUCUUGUUUUAGAUGUUGAGGAUAUUCCUCGGGUUGUCAAGGAAGCUUUCUUUAUCGCUCGGUCGGGAAGGCCUGGCCCAGUUUUGAUUGACGUUCCAAAAGAUAUUCAACAGCAAAUGGUGGUACCAAAUUGGAAUCAGCCAAUGAGGUUGGCUGGUUACUUGUCUAGAUUGCCUAGGCCGCCUAGUGCGAUGUUGUUGGAGCAGAUAGUUAGGCUGGUAUCCGAGUCCAAAAGGCCGGUACUUUAUGUCGGUGGUGGGUGUUUGAAUUCAAGUGAGGAGUUGAGGAGGUUUGUGGAGCUCACAGGAAUUCCGGUUGCUAGCACGCUUAUGGGUCUUGGUUCUUAUCCUUGUUCUGAUGAGGAAUUUGCGCUGCAAAUGCUGGGUAUGCAUGGGACUGUUUAUGCAAAUUAUGCAGUGGACAAGAGUGAUUUGUUGCUUGCUUUUGGAGUCAGGUUUGAUGACCGUGUGACGGGUAAGCUGGAGGCAUUUGCCAGUCGAGCAAAGAUUGUCCACAUUGACAUUGAUUCUGCUGAGAUUGGAAAGAAUAAGCAACCUCAUGUGUCCAUUUGUGCCGAUAUGAAGUUGGCUUUGCAGGGUUUGAACUUGAUAUUGGAAGACAUGCUGAAAGAGGGUAAGAACAAUGUCGACUUUUCAGCCUGGAGGCAAGAGUUAAAAGAGCAGAAGAUGAACUUUCCUUUGAGUUUCAAGACAUUUGAAGAUGCCAUUCCACCUCAGUAUGCAAUUCAAGUUCUUGAUGAACUGACAGGAGGGAAUGCAAUCAUUAGUACUGGUGUUGGGCAGCAUCAGAUGUGGGCUGCACAAUUUUAUAAGUAUAAUAAGCCACGACAGUGGUUGACAUCAGGUGGUUUAGGGGCAAUGGGUUUCGGACUUCCUGCAGCAAUUGGAGCUGCUGUUGCAAGACCAGAUGCAGUUGUAGUGGAUAUUGAUGGUGAUGGAAGUUUUAUAAUGAACGUGCAGGAGUUGGCCACUAUCCGGGUAGAGAACCUUCCUGUUAAGAUUAUGUUGUUAAAUAAUCAGCACUUGGGUAUGGUUGUCCAGUGGGAAGACCGCUUCUAUAAGUCCAACAGGGCACACACUUAUCUCGGAAAUCCUUCCAAAGAGUCAGAGAUUUUUCCAGAUAUGUUGAAGUUUGCAGAGGCUUGUGAUAUACCUGCAGCUCGUGUGACAAAGAAGGAUGAUCUCAGGGCAGCAAUACAAAAGAUGUUGGAUACUCCUGGGCCAUAUUUGUUGGAUGUCAUUGUACCCCAUCAAGAGCAUGUCUUGCCCAUGAUUCCCAGUGGAGGAGCCUUUAAAGACGUGAUCACAGAGGGUGAUGGAAGAAUUAAGUAUUGAUGUGAAGUGCGGCAGAGCUGCCAUUUGGUUGUGAAAAUUAGGUCGCAGCUAAAGGGGGUCCAAGUUUAUAGUUUUGGCUUGUAAGUUGUGUUGUGUUCUGACAUUUGCAAGGUCUGAUUGUAGUACGUCUGCUCUUUAUGCUUAUUGGUAUUCAGUGAUACCUAUGUUCAUUUAUCACAUUCUGUUUAAUCUAUUAUAAUAACGGUUGGAUGAUCGGCUCUAUUCAUGUAUUUUGAUAAUUAUGUAGAGAAACGCAUCCACCUAAUUUGUUAAGGGGCUCAAUUGGUAUGCUGGUUUGGA
Messenger RNA from Sesamum indicum (sesame), 2421 nucleotides. It is a transcript of the gene CSR1, whose product is annotated as chlorsulfuron/imidazolinone resistant 1. Gene Ontology annotation, cellular component: acetolactate synthase complex. Gene Ontology annotation, molecular function: magnesium ion binding; thiamine pyrophosphate binding; acetolactate synthase activity. NCBI's taxonomy places the organism in Eukaryota, Viridiplantae, Streptophyta, Magnoliopsida, Lamiales, Pedaliaceae. Gene Ontology annotation, biological process: L-valine biosynthetic process. The record is from RefSeq and is a predicted model, not a curated record.